AGAGUGGCCGUGAUAAACGCAUGAUGAACUAGUGGAGAUAGGAGCCGAGUGUCUCAUUGCUCUUUACACCCAGGAGCCCAGUGGACUCAGCUGUGUCCGUAUAGAGGGACUUUUUCGGGACUAAUAACCCAAAGGCUUGCCGCUUUGCUUUUUGCCUGAAUAUCCCGAGUGUAUGCUGCGCGCUGGGACUCUGUGGAAAGCGCCUUCGCUCAGUUCACUUCGUGUUGAGGAUACGCUUGGCGCAUCUACCGAUGGAGGAGACUCUCUCCAGUCUCAAGCAGCCUCCCAGCACCACAUAGCAUUUCCUUAAGGAACCCGUCCUGCAUCGGCUCCCAACAAACAUGGACUGUUUCCCCAUGCUUUAUUUUCUGUCGAGACAACAUGAUUCCUGGUAAUCGAAUGCUGAUGGUCAUUUUAUUAUGCCAAGUUGUACUGGGAGAGAGCAGCCAUGCUAGUCUAAUACCAGAGGAAGGGAAGAAGAAGGCGUUGAGCAAUCACCCGGGUCAAAGUCAUGAACUGCUACGGGACUUUGAGGCCACGCUGCUGCACAUGUUCGGCCUGCAGAGGCGGCCGCGGCCCAGCCGCUCAGCAGUGGUGCCCCAGUAUCUGCUCGACCUCUAUAGGCUGCAGUCAGGAGAAGUGGAAGAGGCUGAAGCUCACAAUGUCAGCUUUGAAUACCCUGAGAAGUCCACUAGCCGAGCCAACACUGUAAGAGCAUUCCAUCAUGAAGAGCACAUGGAGCAAGUGCCGUCAGACAGACCAUACAGCACUGAGACUCCUCUGCGCUUCUUCUUUAACCUCAGCGGCAUCCCUGAGGAUGAGCUGCUUUCCACGGCAGAACUGCGACUGUACCGGCAGCAGAUUGAGGAGCCUGGUUUGGAGUCCCAGCAUCUGGGAAAUGAGGACCUCCAUAGGAUCAAUGUGUAUGAGGUGCUGAAGCCGCCGCGGCCUGGGCAGCUGAUCACACGCCUCCUGGACACACGCCUUGUUAGCCACAACACCACCAGCUGGGAAAGCUUUGACGUGAGCCCGGCUGUGUUGCGUUGGACCCAUGAGCGGCUACCAAACUAUGGACUCGCUGUGGAGGUUCUGCAUCUGAACCAAACACCGCGGCACCAAGGCAAGCAUGUGCGCAUGAGCCGCUCACUGCACCACACUUCAGAAGAAGAGUGGGACCAGCUGCGUCCUUUGUUGGUCACUUUCGGCCAUGAUGGCAAAGGCCACCCACUGACACGCAGGACCAAACGCAGCCCCAAGCAGCGAGGCCGCAAGCGCAACCGCAACUGUCGGCGACAUGCGCUGUAUGUGGACUUCAGCGACGUAGGCUGGAAUGACUGGAUAGUGGCACCACCGGGCUAUCAGGCCUACUAUUGCCACGGGGACUGUCCUUUCCCUCUAGCCGACCAUCUGAAUUCCACGAACCAUGCUAUUGUACAAACACUGGUCAACUCGUUGAAUAGCAAUAUUCCCAAGGCCUGCUGUGUGCCCACCGAGCUGAGUGCCAUCUCAAUGCUCUACCUGGAUGAGACUGACAGGGUAGUCUUGAAAAACUACCAGGAAAUGGUUGUGGAGGGCUGUGGCUGCCGCUAGCUGAGUUUAGCAUUAAGAAAUGCUAGCGCAAUGAAGGCAAGAUCUAAUGGCCCCAUUGUAUAUCUAAAUAUUUUCACUUGGAUGCUUAUUUAUAACGUUUAUGUUGAGAUGUUUGUUUGUCUCCUUUUUGUUUCCUUGACCAUAUGAGCAUAUAUUUUGACAAAAUAUAUAUAUUUAUAUCUACAUAUUAAAAAUAAAAGUGAGACCUUAUUUUAAACAUUAAGAAGAAGCUGUACAACUUUUCAUGGUGUAUAUUAGAUUGUAUAAGGGGUUUUAAUGAGAAAAUAGCUUACAAAAUCACCAAACAUAAAGUAUAUAUAUAUACUGAUAAUAUUUAUUUCUUUCAUACUAUACACAUUUACAAAAAAAAAAAAAAGGAAAAGAAAAAAAAUGUGAGAAAUGCUUAACAUCCCAGCCAACUUCUUAUUUGAGCAGAUGAACAAAUGCAACAAAUGCAUCAUUUGUGUAUGGAAACAGAGCACUGUGUGAAAUGAUCAACUAACUGAUUUGUGUGAUAAAUCAGUUGAAGAAAUCAUAAAUGUACUUUGAUUUUUUAUUCACAUUUUUUCGUCAACUUUUAGACAUGUGAUUAUUAUUUUUUUUUUUUAGAUGUCCCCAUAAUGUGUUUUUAAAUAAAUUGUGAAAUUCCAAGACAACGUGAGAUGAAUAUAAAAAUAGCGGAAGAGCUCCAGACACGCCGGCUUUUGCAAGUAUCAUCAGCUUGCGUUUUAAAAUCGCACUUAGUUCGCUUUCCUUUAUGAAGAUGCAAUUAGAGUAGCUGAUUAAGUGUGACUCCUUUACAAAUUUGCCGACAUGGCGGCUACGUUGUGAUGGCUGCAGACGUGUGCUGAGACGCUGUCACCUCUCUCUGAGAGGAAUCAAAGGUUAGACCGACUGUCUCCUGCUUUUGUCUCCGACAGCUCCUGCCGAAUGAAAAGAGACGCCUGUCGCCAACCUGUGGCCCCAAAGAGACAAUAGACUUUCUGCAUCGCUUAUUUACAGUUGGACGGCCUUAAGGACUACAGGCUAUAUUCAGUGAUAAUGCCGAUGGCGGCGCUUUGAACUGGCGGAUAGCGGCGCGAGUGUAAAAUGGAGGCGGAGCUCAGCAUGCUAAAGGAAAUAAUGUCGGUACAACUUAUCAGUGAGAUGACCUGCGUGUCUUUUCAAGUACAUAUAAUAACCUGUGGGUCAGGGUUUAUCACCUGGAUGCAGACACAGCAAGGUAUUUAUCAGCCCGAACUGAAAAAGAAGAAGAAAAGUUCGAAUUCGAUGUGUUUUAGGCUAUUUAUAGUCAAGAACUAAUCAUCAGCAUUAAAGCUAACCUGUCACCAUUCA
Pangasianodon hypophthalmus (striped catfish) is the source of this 2925-nucleotide messenger RNA. RefSeq names its product bone morphogenetic protein 4 (gene bmp4). Bases 382 to 1590 code for a protein of 402 amino acids. The record is from RefSeq and is a predicted model, not a curated record. Gene Ontology annotation, molecular function: BMP receptor binding; growth factor activity; cytokine activity. Gene Ontology annotation, biological process: negative regulation of apoptotic process; BMP signaling pathway; SMAD protein signal transduction. The transcript has 4 exons. Gene Ontology annotation, cellular component: extracellular region. Lineage: Eukaryota; Metazoa; Chordata; Actinopteri; Siluriformes; Pangasiidae.